AGUGAGAGAAAAAAAGAGAGAGAGAGUGAGAGAGAGAGCAAAGCAGAGAGAGAUCAGAGCGUGUCCCGGAGAAGUCGGAAAACUCGCACUGAGAAGACCUGCAGCCAUCUCUGCUUCUGGGAGGUUUAUGGGACACGGGACCACAGUGAAGAAGGCGGGCCGUACAGGAGGGAGAGGAAAUCACAGGGGCUGAUAAGUAGGGUCCAGUUUGUCUCCAUCUCUCUCUCCGUCAGCUCUCUCGUUCAGCAUGGAGCCCAACAGCCCUAAGAAAAUUCAGUUUGCCGUUCCACUCUUCCAAAGCCAGUUGGAUCCCCAGGCAGCCGAGCACAUUCGCAAACGCAGACCUACUCCAGCCACAUUGGUCAUCUACAAUGAGCCCAGUGCAUCAGGAGAUGACAAGCAGACUUCAAGCAAUCAAACAGAGGCCCAGAGUGCCCAGCUGUCUCCAGCCCAGAGGAAACAGAGUGUCUACACGCCACCGACCAUGAGAGAGCUGCAGCUGGUGGUGGAGCAGCACUUUCAGAGGCAGGAGCAGCAGGAGGCGGGGCUCUCUGACAGCCCAGACACGCCCAGUCCAAUCACAGCACAGCAUUUUGCCAACGAAGCUCAGUGGGCCAAUCACAGCAGCUCAGAGCCCAAUGGCAAUGAGUCUUAUGUCAGUACUGAGGUGCAGCCAGGCAGCAGUGGGGCUGGGGGAGAAACAGCAGAAACCUCAGGGAGUGAGCAGAAAAACUUGAGCAGUCCUUCAUCUGUCUCUCGAUAGCCGUAAUAAUGUACCCGGCACACCGUAGACCCUUCCUAAACAUUUACUGUCCCCUCCACUCUUUGGACUCUGAAUAAGAAGAUAUGCUUUCUCUAAAUACACGCAUUGUACUUUCUCACCUCUUUCUAAGUUCACUACCGGUGAUGACUUCCUUUAAUCAGUUUUAUUUGUGUGAAAUGUAAUGCUUGUUCUUCACUCUGAAAUCUGUACUGAAAUGAUUUGUCCUGUUUGUUUUUCUAUUUGAUAAAAUGGCAUUUGAAAUAUUUCCAAUAUGUAUAUCUGUGGCAUCAGAAAUACGGGCAGCAUAUUUUUGGCACUUUCAGAUUAGUUGUAAUAAUUUCUUUAUGGGUAUGGAUUUACUUGUGAAGUAGAGACAAUGAAAUAAACUUUUUUGGAGCUUGAAAUAAAAAAAAAAACAAGGAAUGAUGUAAAUAAUUUUGAGUAAGUGAUGUUUAUCUAAUGUUACUGUCAUUUUGGUUUUUCAUCUAAUACUUCCAAAAUGUAUGGAAGCCUGUUUCCACCACUGAAUAAAAAAAAAUGGUAUUGUGACUUUUUAUCUCACAAUUCUGAAUUUUUUCCUCAGAACUGCGCAACACAAACUUGGAAUUCUGACUUUUUCUCACAUUUGCGAGUUUAUAUCUCACAAUUCUGACUUUUUUUCUCACGACUCUGACUUUUUCUCAGAAUUGUGAGGUAUAAACUCGCAACUGCGAGUUAUAGAGUCAGAUUUGUGACUUUAUUUCUCCAAAUGUCACAAUUGCGAGUUUAAAUCAUGCAAUUCUGUGGAAAAAAAAGUCUGAAUUCCAAGUUUAUACCCCACAAUUCUGACUUUAUUUCUCAGAAUUUUGCAAUUGCGAGUUUAAGUCACGUAAUUCUGACUUUAUAUCUCAGAAUUGUGACUUUAUUUCUCAGCAUUUCGCAAUUGUAAGUUCAAAUCACACAAUUCAAAAAAAAAAAAAAAAAAAAAAAGUUUAUAUCUCACAAUUCUGACUUUUUUUUCUCAGAAUUGUCUUUAUUUCUUAGAAUUUCGCAAUUGCGAGUUCAAAUCACGCAAUACGGAGAAAAAAAGUCAGAAUUCCGAGUUUAUACCUCACAAUUCUGACUUAAUAACUUGCAGUUGCAAGUUUAUAUUUCACAAUUGCAAAAUUGUAUCACGAAAUUCUCAGAAAAAAGAAUUGCGUGAUACAAACUCGGAAUGCAGACUUUUUUUAUGUGAGACAUAAACUCAGUUUGUCCGAAAAAAUGUCAGAAUUGUAAAAAAAAAAGUCGCAAUUAUCUUUUUACAUUUUUUUAUUCAGUUGUGGAAACAAGCUUCCAUAAAAAUGUCUCGGUCUUAGAUAAGUAAAUGAAAAUGGAAUAGAGCGCUGCAGUGAUGAAAUAGUUUUGCAGGUAUAUUUUUAAGUUAGCAUCACUCUGGUUCCUUCAACAAAAACCCUAUAGGAUUUUUCCUCUGGAUUUUGUAUUAUUGCAGUUCUGUGAACAACUAAAGUUUAUUAUUCUUACAUGAUUUGUUCAUCAUGAUAGUUUUCACAAAUGAACAAAACUUUUUGAAGCUUAAAAGAAAAGGCCAGUAGUAAAAAUCUAAAUGUAGACUAUAAACGACACCAACCCCAAUCUUUAUUUUACAAAAAAAUAAUUUCAUUUUAUAUCCCUGACAACCUCAGUAGUUCUGAUUAUUCACUUGUUUGCAACCAGCAUUUUCAAGACAAAAAAAAUCACAAGUAGGUAUUACUGAUGUGUUUUAUGUUGUAGAAUUAAACUUUAUUUAGAAUUAAAUACCUUAUUUUAGCCAAGUAAAAAUGUGAACCUAUUUUCAGGUUUAGACCCAUAAAAAAUGUCAUCUCUGCAGCACACUAUGCCUUAUUUAUGCCAUAAGAUAUGUAAUGAGGCUUAAAUGUGAAGUAUGUCAUUUCUGUGCAAACUAGCAGCACCAAACCAGAUUAUUUUCUCUGUGGAAACAGAAGAAAAAAAAUCACCUUAUUCAAUAUGGCGUCCUGAUUUUCAGGCAGCAUUUUAAUAAAGGCAUCGCUUGUUUUUAACUUUAAAACAGGGCUAUUUAAAAUGUAAUGCUUGUUGUCAGAUUUUAUUGCUGAUUUGAAAAUAUGUCAUUAGGAAUCUGGAAAUGCUGGGCUUUCCCCGUUAAAGAAGAUAUAAGCAAUAACUUUGUAAUGCACUUGCACAUUAAUAAAAUAGACAAAGUCGGUCAACAAGCUUUUAUGUCAAGAUAAAAAAUUAAACUUGUGAAAAGUGAUUAAUGCUGCAGGUGUGUUUGCUCAAAAAUACCAUGCUUUAUAAAAAAAAGAGCUUAUUGUAACCUCCUAAACGGUCUCUUUUCCAUCCAUAAUCGCAAUCAUCGCAAACUAACUUUGUCUAUUCAACUGGAACUAGAUGGGUAAGUCAGGUCACACUGGGACAGGUGCAUGCUAGGACUCACGCUGUGUUCGUC
This is a messenger RNA of Labeo rohita (rohu), 3209 nucleotides long. It is a transcript of the gene ppp1r1c, whose product is annotated as protein phosphatase 1, regulatory (inhibitor) subunit 1C. NCBI's taxonomy places the organism in Eukaryota, Metazoa, Chordata, Actinopteri, Cypriniformes, Cyprinidae. Gene Ontology annotation, biological process: intracellular signal transduction. The transcript has 7 exons. Gene Ontology annotation, molecular function: protein phosphatase inhibitor activity. Bases 248 to 763 code for a protein of 171 amino acids. The record is from RefSeq and is a predicted model, not a curated record. Gene Ontology annotation, cellular component: cytoplasm.